CCCCAGGCAACUCGGCGUCACGAGAACCAGCACCCCGGAGACCCGGCGCCUUGCCCUCCCUCUGCGUCCCCUGGGCCCCGGCCAGGCCCAGCAAUCUCUCCCUUCCCGGUGCGCCGCGGCCCCGCCGGGCCUCCAGCGCGUGCUAACUAGGCCCCGCUGGGCGCCGGGGACUGCGCAGCCCACGUCGCCGGAGCCCGCAGCCCCGGGGGAGGGCAGCCGAAAAAUCUCUUGUUUACUGGGCCGGGGAAGUCCCAGCUUGGAUUCGCUUCCCCAUUUCUGCGGUUCCCUUUCUGCUGGUUACUCGGGCCGGAGGGGAAAGGGUGGCAACCGGCUGAUCCACCCCGCGGCAGGGAUUAGGGGUGGGGCGUGGAGAAAGCUAGGGAGAGCCGAACUCGUGGAAAAGUCCCCGGGCCGCGGGAGGGGCAGGUCUCGGAGUCACGGCCCACGCGUCCCGCCGCGCCGAGACCGCAGGGGCCGGGUUAAAUACUGUACCUCGGGGAACAGGAGCGUGAAGGCUAAUUAGGACAAGUCGGAACAAAAAACAGGGACACGGAAAGGGGAGCGCGCGCUCAGAGUUGGGCCGACUCUGGGGGAGGGUCGCAGGAAACCCAGGCGCUGGGCAGUCGGGCCCAGGGCGACAUUCGCCCACCGUCCUGAGUGAUUCUGAGCUCAGCCCAUCGCAUUAGGGGCGUGCACUGUGGUGUUCCCACGCAUACUUGGUGGCCUGGGUGCUGGGGAAGGACCACGCGUGCAAGAGCGGACACUCGGUGGGUGGUGUGUCCACGUGUGCAAGCUCGGCGAGGGGAGGGAGCGCAGCAGGCGUGACAAAGGCGGACUUUGUGUCUGAGAGUGCGCCUUGCUCCAGUCCAGAGCAGCGAACUGUGUCCGGUGGGUGUCUUACGGGAGAGCCAGGACGAAGGUGACAAAGGCUAGAUGUAUGCCACCGAGAGACGCACCAAGGCGGCCCCUGCGCGCGCGUGUACGCCCGCGCUCUAGAAAAUGCGAGGAGGGAGAGUCCGCCCGCAAGGUGCGCUGGGUUGCACCCCAAACUGCUUUCGGGAGAGAAAGCUGAGUGCAGAAAGUGAGUGCGCGUGAGUGUGCGCGCGCCCGCACGCGGGGGCGUGGCGGUAAACAGCAACAACUCACUUGCCAGCUCCGCCAGAAACUCCGAUCUCCCUCCCCGGCCGGAAAGUGCGACUCGCCGGAGCCUGGAGGUAGCAUCCGCAGACCGGCUGAAUCUGGACUCCUGGAGGUCAAAUUCUUCUGAGCUUCCUUCACUAAGUCUGCUGCUGGCUUCCAGGGGUGGCUGUCCUAGGCAGUGGACAAGAGCCAGGUCCCACUGGCCUAAUUUCUCCAGCCGACCUGGUAUAUUCUUGCCCUUCCAUUUUCCAGGGAUCAGAGAAGCGAGACAUAUUAGGGGACCCAGUGGGAGCCUGGCCUGGGAGCCAGGAUGGCCAUCCACAAAGCCUUGCUGACAUGCUUGGGACUGCCUCUCCUCCUGUUCCCAGGGGCCCAGGCCCAGAACCAUGCCCCACCUGGCUGCAGCCCGGACCUCAACCCCCUCUACUACAACCUAUGUGACCGCUCUGGGGCUUGGGGCAUCGUUCUGGAAGCAGUGGCUGGGGCGGGCGUCGUCACGACCUUUGUCCUCACCAUCAUCCUCGUGGCCAGCCUCCCCUUUGUGCAGGACACCAAGAAGCGGAGCCUUCUGGGGACCCAGGUGUUCUUCCUGCUGGGAACCCUGGGUCUCUUCUGCCUCGUGUUUGCCUGCGUGGUGAAGCCUGAUUUCUCCACCUGUGCCUCUCGGCGCUUCCUCUUUGGGGUCCUAUUCGCCAUCUGCUUCUCCUGCCUGGUGGCCCACGUCUUUGCCCUCAACUUCCUGGCCCGGAAGAACCAUGGGCCCCGGGGCUGGGUCAUCUUCCUCGUGGCCCUGCUGCUGACCCUAGUGGAGGUGAUCAUCAACACGGAGUGGCUGAUCAUUACCCUGGUCCGGGGAGGAGGCGAGGACGGCCCGCUGGGCAACGGCAGUGCCGGCAGGGCCGUGGCGUCCCCGUGCGCCAUUGCCAACAUGGACUUUGUCAUGGCGCUCAUCUAUGUCAUGCUGCUGCUGCUGGGAGCCUUCACGGGGGCCUGGCCCACCCUGUGUGGCCGCUUCAAGCGCUGGCGUAAGCACGGGGUCUUCGUGCUGCUCACCACAGCCAUGUCCAUCGCCAUCUGGGUGGUGUGGAUUGUCAUGUACACCUACGGCAACCAGCAGCACAACAGUCCCACCUGGGACGACCCCACGCUGGCCAUUGCCCUCGCUGCCAAUGCUUGGGCCUUUGUGCUCUUCUACGUCAUCCCCGAGGUAUCCCAGGUGACCAAGGCCAGCCCGGAGCAAAGCUACCAAGGGGACCUAUACCCCACCCGGGGCGUGGGCUACGACACCAUCCUGAAAGAGCAGAAGGGCCAGAGUAUGUUUGUGGAGAACAAGGCAUUUUCCAUGGACGAACCAGCCUCAGCCAAGAGACCGGUAUCACCAUACAGUGGGUACAACGGGCAGCUGCUGACCAGUGUGUACCAGCCCACUGAGAUGGCCCUGAUGCACAAAGGCCCGUCUGAAGGAGCUUAUGACGUCAUCCUCCCACGGGCCACCGCCAACAGCCAGGUGAUGGGCAGUGCCAACUCAACCCUGCGGGCUGAAGACAUGUAUGCGGCCCAGAGCCACCAUGCGGCCACACCGCCAAAAGAUGACAAGAACUCUCAGGCUCAAUCCCCACAAAAUAAAACGAGAUGGUAGACGCCCUGUUCCCUGGACUACACAUCGUCCUGAUGUCCUCAUUCCUGUGUCCAGGCUGGGCAGGGCCCAGCACCUUUCCUGCCCUUGUCAUUGGAGCUGGGAGGGCCCGGAGGCCACCAACUUGGAGCAGUGGACUGAGGGGGGAUGGUCCUGUGAAACCCCGAGGCAGAUGGCUGGGGCUGUAGGACCACCCCCCUUCCUGUCCUGCCCAGCCUCUCCUGGUCCCCAAGUGACUGAGGCCACAGGGAGCUGUCUGCAUACCAGUCUGCCUCCAGCCCCCUGGUGACACCCUCCUCCCACAUCACAGUCCGGUGUCCUCAUGCUGUGGCUUCCCAGAUGGCCAUCCACAGAUGCUCUUGUCUUCACCCCGCGGGCCUUGCUGGCCGUCUUUUGGUGUCCAGCCCCUCUCUGCGCCUUGGUGCAUCCAGGUGAAUCUCCUCUACGAGUCUUUGGAGCCACACCGUGGCAGAAUUUGGUCCUGGGCCUUCUGCCACCACUUGGACUGUGGAAGGCCACUGAGCUGGGGCAGAGCUCAGGGGAGGCCUGGACAGACACCACUCCACUUCAUGGCCUGUGGGUCUGGGAUCUGAGCCCCUGUGGUGCUUCACUCUGUGCCCCGUGGCCACCGCCACCAUGCCUUCCCCACCUUCGAUGAACUGGGUCCCAUGAAGACACAAGAUGGGGGUUGGGCUGCAUUCUCAGGGACCAGCUGAGUAUCUAGGACCACGAGCCCUGGAGUCUAGGCCUCUUCCAGGACAGACCUGUGGGGUGUAGGACUGAACAUUGUACCUUUUCUGGAUGGGCAGAAAUACAGGUUUCUACCUCACCUUGGGCACCUCUCCAUGCUGGCACUGCUCCCCUUGCCGAGGAUGUGCUCCGGAGGGUCCUGACGGCCACCAGGGAAGUAAGGGAGGGACAUCUGUGGGACCUGCUUGUUGCUGGCACCAAGGACAGAUGUGCACAGCUCCAGACUCGGGAAUCUCUCUAGAUUGGUCUCCCUGGCUUUUUCCUGUCCUCUGGUACCAGGCAGAGCAGGCUCGUCUUGGGGGGGGGGGCUCCUAGGUGUGCCCCUGGUGCUCAGGUCUCAGCCCAGCAUCACUGUCACCUCUAGGUGCCAAGAUGAGGGCGAGGACAAGAGAAGUGGAGGUGAGCUGGCUUGUGCCCAACCGCACCCUGUAGUCAGUCCCAGCUCCAGUGCCACCCUCCUGCCCCCAGCAGCCUGUGCCUUAGUCACUGGAGUAUUUCUCCAGAGCUAGAUGGGUGAACAGGUCCUGUAGAUAGGAGUAGGGCUACACAUCCACGUAAGACAAUCCCCCCGUUGUACAGGGCUGCUCGGUUCCAAGAAUGGAGUAUAACUUCCCUCUGAUGGAAGGGAAGGGGAAGCUCGGCGCACCUCAGGUGUCUCUUGAUCUAAACUAGUGGCCCCAAGAUCCCUUACGGUGAAUAAAGGCACUAUCUUGCUUUUUGAUAGUCUCACG
Messenger RNA from Rhinolophus ferrumequinum (greater horseshoe bat), 4257 nucleotides. RefSeq names its product G protein-coupled receptor class C group 5 member C (gene GPRC5C). The transcript is spliced from 6 exons. The coding region runs from base 1451 to 2779 and encodes 442 amino acids. The record is from RefSeq and is a predicted model, not a curated record. Gene Ontology annotation, cellular component: plasma membrane; extracellular exosome; signaling receptor complex. Gene Ontology annotation, molecular function: G protein-coupled receptor activity; protein kinase activator activity. NCBI's taxonomy places the organism in Eukaryota, Metazoa, Chordata, Mammalia, Chiroptera, Rhinolophidae. Gene Ontology annotation, biological process: G protein-coupled receptor signaling pathway.